CCUAUCGUUGCCUGGAUCCCUUCGCGCCAAGCAGAGAGGGCGCGACCGAGGGGCCGCCCUUUCACUGGAGCUGAAGCCGCCGGCGAAAGCUGCCGCGAGCGCAUGCGCCCGGGAGAUGCCAGGCUCCGGAGUCUGCCGCGGAGUUGCGGGCCGGAGCCCAAGCCGGCUGCGGGGCAAGUGCUCCGGGACGAGCCACAGCCUACGGCUUGCUGCUGCCAGAGCCACCAGGAGCGGGAAGUCCUCCUCCUGGGUGACGGGGGUGACGGCAAGAGCUCCCUCAUGAACCGCCAUGUCACCCACAAGUUUGACUCCCAGGCCUUCCACACCAUCGGGGUGGAGUUCCUCAACCAGGACCUGGAAGUGGACGGAUGCCUCGUGACUCUCCAGAUCUGGGACACGGCGGGACAGGAGCGCUUCAAGAGCUUGUGGACCCCCUUCUACCGCGGUGCGGAUUGUUGCCUCUUGACCUUCCGCGUUGAUGACCGGCAGAGCUUUGAGAACCUGGGCCACUGGCAGAAGGAGUUUGCCUGCUACGCCAAUGUCAAGGAUCCAGAGCAUGUAGUGCUGGGAAACAAGGUGGACAAGGCGGAGAGGCAGGUGGCAGCAGAGGAGGCCCGGGCAUGGUGCCUGGCACAUGGCAACUACUCUUACCUGGAGACAUGUGCCAAGGAUGACACGAAUGUGGCGGUGGCUUUUGAGGAAGCAGUGAGGCAGGUGCUGGCCUCGGAAGAGCAGCUGGAGCACUGCGUCCUGGGCCGCACGGUCGAUCUGCACCGCAAUGCCAAGCCAGGCUCUUUGUGUUGCUGACAGGUGCCAGACGAGAACUGGCUGCUGUUUACAGAGGGAGGGAGGGGAGGGUCCUCAGCUUUUCUCUUUGGCCCACUGAGGCCUUCACUGGUUGAACUGCCCUAGAGUAGCACCUCAGCCUCCUGCUCAUGCAGCGUGGGAUUGGGCUCUUGUGGAGGGCACUUCCGGUUCCCUCUCCUGCCCCCCUGCCCCAUGGGUUGUAGAGACAUGGGUCCAGGGUCCUUUGUCUGUCCCAGACAAAGCAGGGCCAGGGGGAGCAAGAAUUGCUGGAGCUGUUGCACAGUCAACUGGUGGCAGGCAGGCUGAGUCAUGUGGGACUUUCUGGUCAAGGUGCAUUGUGCUGAUGGUGGGGGGAGGGGUUUCCAAUGGGUGGGAGAGCUGAGCAGAAUCAGCCCAUCUAUGGCUACUGUUAGUGCCAAGCAACAAGAGACCUCUGGGUUAUCUCUUCCCCCUUUUCUGCCUUUGCUCCUGUUGCUUUCCCUGGUGCCUCACCUGGAAGUGGGGGAUAAGCCUCACUGUUUGAAGAAGCAGGUGGCUGGGAGCUGAAUCUGGGGGCACAGACUGUUAACUUGGCUAGUGUAUAUCUUGGUGUGGUGUGCGUAAGCUCAAUGAAUCCAAAAGGUGGCCCAUGAUUAUGGCCAUGUUGUAUCUCUGAUUAGAGCAAAGGUCAAUGCCAUUCCCUCCAUUCUGCUUUGGGGCAGAAAACUGGCCAAAUUCUGCAUCACCACCAGUUGCACCAUUCUUGGGGAAGUUCUUAGCUCUCCAAAGUUGCAGGUGCCUGGCCUCUGGCAAGGGAGGCUGGGUCCCUCAGAAGUACACUUUCCGUGCUGAACAAAUGCCUCCCCUCAGGCUGCUCUGGAAAUGAGCACCUCCCACCGCCUAGAAAAACAGCGGUAUAGGAAAAAGACGAGCUGCUCCUUUUGGCCAAAGAACUAAGCCCAUGAGAGCACCUGCUGACACCUAGCCUGGCUGGUCAUUCAUGUUCACGGUCACAGGCAUCCUGCACGCCACAUUCUGACCAUUUCCCCACUGUCUUUGGGGUUCAGCAGAGGUGGCUUCAGGAAUGGGGCAGUUAUAGGUGGGGCAGAAGCCUUGAAUUAAUUUUGUGCAUAGACCCAUGUUAAGAGAAGCCCCAACCCAACUGCAUUGGUUGGGGGUGUUCCAAGUGGGGGUGGUGGUAAUAGAGGUGGUAGCUUUUCUGGUGACUGAAUGAAGGAGGGAAAACUGCCAAGUGCAUGAAAAGAGUGAUGUGUAGCCAUGCCUCCCAAGUGUGUUCUUUGCAUCUUUUGCAACAAGAUUAAGACACUUAAGGUAGAGUCCAAAUGCAGUAACUUUUUCAUUCGUUUCAAAGGAAAAUUUACUCCUAGUGUUACAAGCAUGAUUAUUUUUUUCAAAGCUGUUUCCAGAGAGUCGUAUCAGUCUGUUGCAGCCAAACCAAGCCAGUAGCACUAAUA
This is a messenger RNA of Notechis scutatus (mainland tiger snake), 2261 nucleotides long. RefSeq names its product RAB9B, member RAS oncogene family (gene RAB9B). Gene Ontology annotation, biological process: retrograde transport, endosome to Golgi. The record is from RefSeq and is a predicted model, not a curated record. Gene Ontology annotation, molecular function: GTPase activity; GTP binding. NCBI's taxonomy places the organism in Eukaryota, Metazoa, Chordata, Lepidosauria, Squamata, Elapidae. Gene Ontology annotation, cellular component: late endosome; phagocytic vesicle; lysosome.